Molecule: messenger RNA, 2345 nt
Organism: Coffea eugenioides
Lineage: Eukaryota; Viridiplantae; Streptophyta; Magnoliopsida; Gentianales; Rubiaceae
Product: pentatricopeptide repeat-containing protein At5g25630
Exons: 4
Coding region: 205-2052 (615 amino acids)
Molecular function (GO): protein binding
Source: RefSeq, a predicted model, not a curated record
AUUCUUGCCCGGUGUCAGUCUCAACACUUACAUGCAAGAGAAAAUUGCUUUCUUGCCCAAUUCUUCUUCUCUUUGCUCUGCAAGAACAGCAGGGCUAAGCAUUCACCCAUUGCUGAAGUGGGAAAGAGAUUCAAAUUUUGAUAUUAUACUGGUUCAGAAGUACAAAUGGUGGAAUUUUUUGAAUAGAGGACUCACUCUGAUACAAUGAAAGAAACUCAAGGGCGUUCUAAAGUUAUCAAAAAGGAAUUGGCACAACAAGUACCUAUAGAGGAGAAAUCUAUAGAUAAUAUGAUUCAGUUACAUCCAAUACCAGAGUCAACUCUCUGUACAUUUUGCAUGAGUGGCAAUAUUUGUCGAACAGUUCAGUCUAGAACAAAACUAAUGAACAUACUUUUGGAAAGAGGGAAGCCUCAGGAAGCUCAAUCUAUUUUCAACAAUUUAAUUGAAGGAGGGCAUAAACCAUCUCUAGUGACAUAUACAACCUUAUUAGCUGCACUGACUGUCCAGAAGCGCUUCAACCACAUACAUUCAAUCAUCUCUCAUGUGCAAGAAAAUGGAAUGAGGGCAGAUUCAGUUUUUUACAAUGCUGUUGUCAAUGCAUUUGCUGAAUCUGGCAAUAUGGAGGAAGCCAUGGAAACUUUGUUGAAGAUGAAGGAGAGUGGGAUGAAACCCACAACUAGCACUUUCAACACUUUGAUUAAAGGAUAUGGGCUCAUUGGGAAGCCUGAAGAAUCUUUGAAGGUACUUGAGUUGAUGUCUGAGGAAAGCAUAAAGCCCAAUUUGAGGACGUACAAUGUACUCAUUAGGGCAUGGUGUAAUAGAAAGAACUUGAAAGAGGCUUGGAACGUGAUUUCUAAGAUGGUAACUUCUGGUUUGCGACCUGAUGCUGUAACUUACAACACCAUUGCAACAGCAUAUGCUCAAAAUGGCCAACCGGAAAAGGCUGAAUGUUUGAUACAUGAGAUGCAGAAGAAUGAAGUGCAUCCAAAUGAAAGAACCUGUGGCAUCAUCAUAGCUGGGUACUACAAAGAAGGCAAAGUAAGGGAUGCCUUAAGGUUUGCAUACAGAAUGGUGGAUCUUGGAGUGCAUCCCAAUCUUGUUGUUUUCAAUUCCCUGAUCAAAGGAUUCCUGAAAUUGUCAGACAGAGAUGGUGUUGACGAGGUUCUCUCCUUGAUGGAAGAAUGUGGUAUCAAACCAGAUGUGAUAACUUUUAGCACCCUCAUGAAUGCCUGGAGUGCCGCAGGAUAUAUGGUAAAGUGCAGGGAAAUCUUUGACGAUAUGAUAAAAGCUGGUAUUGAACCUGAUGUCCAUGCAUACAGUAUUCUUGCUAAAGGUUUUGUGCGUGCACUGGAACCAGAAAAGGCAGAUGAACUUCUGAAUACCAUGGUUGAUUCUGGUAUUCGCCCAAAUGUAGUGAUCUUCACCACUGUCAUUAGUGGAUGGUGCAGUGCCGGUUCAAUGGAAUGUGCAAUGAGGGUUUUCCAAAAGAUGUGUAACUGCGGUAUAUCUCCAAAUUUGAGGACUUUUGAAACCCUAAUUUCAGGCUAUGCAGAAGCAAAAAAGCCAUGGAAAGCAGAAGAAAUUAUCAAAUUCAUGAAGGAGUUCAAUAUUCUGCCUCAGAAAACAACCUUUCUGCUAAUUGCAGAGGCCUGGCGUGCCGCUGGACUAAGUAAAGAGGCAAAUCGGAUAAUGGACUCCAUAGAAAAGCAAAGCGUGAAUUACCAGCUAGAUACGGACAAUGAGACAGCAGUGCAAAGCUUAGAGAAAAUUUAUCAGAAGGAUGCAGUUGAUUUUUCACGUCCCAAGCUGCUACAGAUCCCAGGUGAGCUUGUGAAUGAUCAUAAGAGCUUAGCUGCUGCAACUAAAAAAGGCCGGGCAGUUUUAGGAGAAGCUGAACUUUCCUCUGAGACCCUAUGCACUGCUACCAGAUCCAUGUAUCUUGCUUGUAGGUUUGGACCAAGAAGUCCAUUUGUUUGCCCGAGGCAAUAUCAAAGGCAGCUUUAUAUCGCUGGUCAGCUGCCACACUCCUGUACAGUGGGGUUCUUGAACUGAAUUGAAGGGGAAGUGCAAUGAGCUUACACCUAAACAGUGGAAGAACUGAUGAGAAUGGCAACUGAUCUCAACGACAAGCUGUGGUACAUAGACAAGGGACUAUGUAUAAAAUCCCAAGCUUCCUGUACAGCUUUUCUAAGGUUUUACUUAUCUUGUAGAUCAAUCUUUUGUUCAUCAUAUUGAUCUGCUACAUGGCUGUAUAGAAUUGACAAAAGUUUACCCGUGCAUAUUACAAGGCUGCUCUAAUAUUCCAGCUAAUGCAGAAAUUAGACUUGCUCUUUGUUUAAAUUUUA